AUGUCUAUUCCUAAACAAUUACUCCCAUUCAAGACUUCUCAAGUCUUCCAUAAAACAUGGGCUGGUACAUUCUACUGUAAACCACAAGCUAUUUUCCAACCUAGAAAUGUUCAAGAAAUUGCUGAAUUAGUCAAUCAAGCAAGGAUCAAUAAAAAGACUAUUAUGACUGUUGGAUCAGGACAUUCCCCUUCAGAUUUAACCAUGACCAAUGAAUGGUUAUGUAAUUUGGAUAAGUUCAAUCAUAUUUUGAAAGAAGAACCUCACUAUGGUCCAAUUGGUGAUAGUGGAGAAAAAGAAGUGAAAUUUGUUGAUUUAACCGUUGAAGCUGGUUGUAGAGUAUUUGAAUUAAAUGAAUAUUUAAAGACUAAUGAAUUGGCUAUUCAAAAUUUGGGUUCAAUUUCCGAUCAAUCAAUUGCAGGUUUGAUUUCUACUGGUACUCAUGGAUCUUCACAAUACCAUGGUUUAGUUAGUCAACAAGUUGUUUCUAUCAAAGUUAUGAACUCUCAAGGUGAAUUGGUGACUUGUUCAUCUAUCGAAAACCAAGAACUUUUCAGAGCUGCUUUAUUAUCUUUGGGUAAAGUGGGUAUCAUUACUCACGUAACCUUGAGAACUAUUCCAAGAUAUACCAUCAAAUCUAAACAAGAAAUCAUUAAAUUUAAAACUUUGUUGGCUAAUUGGGAUAAUAUUUGGUUAGAUUCUGAAUUCAUUAGAAUUUGGUGGUUCCCUUAUUCUGAAACUUGUGUUUGUUGGAGAGCUUCAAAAUCAACUGAUGCUUUAAGUGAUCCAAGACCAAGUUGGUACGGUACUUUUGUUGGAAGAUUAUUUUAUGAAUCUUUGUUGUUUGUUUCUGUUCAUUUAUUCCCAAGAUUAACUCCUUAUGUUGAAAAAUUUGUUUUCAAACAACAAUAUGGUAAUGUUGAAACUUUAGGUAAAGGAGAUAUUGCUGUUCAAAAUUCCGUUGAAGGUUUAAAUAUGGAUUGUUUAUUCUCUCAAUUUGUUAAUGAAUGGGCUUUACCUUUAUCCAAUGGACCUGAAACUUUAUUAAAAUUGGAUGAAAUCAUUAAAAAAUCUGCUGCUAAAGGUGAUUAUUUUGUUCAUGCCCCAAUCGAAGUUAGAUGUUCAAAUAUGACUGUUUCAAAUAAACCUUAUGUUAAUGAUGAAGGUGAAGAUUCUUUAUAUCCUUCACAAUCUUGGUUAUCCACUAGAACCAAAAUAAGUCAAGGUCCAAUCAACGGUAAUAAUUUAAGACCUUAUUUAGAUAAUUCCCCUGAAAACUUAACUCAUGUUGAUCAAGAUAAAAUCACUAACGAUCAAUUAACUUUAUUCUUGAAUGCUACUAUGUAUAGACCUUUUGGUACUAAUGUCGAUACUAGACAAUGGUUCCAAGAUUUCGAAGAUAUUGUUAUGUUAGCUGACGGAAAGCCUCAUUGGGCGAAGAAUUUCAUCGGUUUAGAACAUGAAAAUAUUCCUGAAGAUGAUGAAAGUUAUCAAUUGAAAUAUGGUGGUAAGAAAUUCUACCUGAUGAUUGGUUUUGAUUCUGUUAUGAAGAAAUGGUUCGGUACUCAUUUAACUGAUUAUAAUAAUGUUAGAAAGAAGAUGGAUCCCGAAGGAGUGUUUAUGAGUGGAAAGAAUUGGAUUGUCAGAAAUGGUAUUUCAGUCGAUGAAUAG
Molecule: messenger RNA, 1668 nt
Organism: Yamadazyma jaroonii
Lineage: Eukaryota; Fungi; Ascomycota; Pichiomycetes; Serinales; Debaryomycetaceae
Source: the annotation of a GenBank genome assembly